AUGACCCCAAGUCGAGCCACGAGAUUUAGCCCAGUCUUCCUCGUCUAUGGUGCCGAGUCUAUCCUCCCCACUGACUUGGAGUAUGGGUCCCCGAGGAUCAAAGCCUACCAAGAGCAGCAGAACCAGCUAGCCCGCGAGGACUCGCUGGAUCAGGUGGACGAGGGUCGAGAUGUGGCACUCCUACUCUCGGUGCAUUACCAGCAGUCUCUGCGACAAUAUCAGGCGCAGAGAGUUCGACAUCAGGACCUCAACAAGGGAGACCUAGUGUUGAGGCUUCGGCAAGAUAGCCGAGGGCGCCACAAGCUUACCCCGCCAUGGGAGGGCCCGUACAUCAUUGCGGAGAUCCUCAAGCCCAGCACCUACUAG
Messenger RNA from Panicum virgatum (switchgrass), 366 nucleotides. RefSeq lists its product as uncharacterized. The transcript has a single exon. NCBI's taxonomy places the organism in Eukaryota, Viridiplantae, Streptophyta, Magnoliopsida, Poales, Poaceae. The record is from RefSeq and is a predicted model, not a curated record. The coding region runs from base 1 to 366 and encodes 121 amino acids.